Fusarium odoratissimum NRRL 54006 is the source of this 339-nucleotide messenger RNA. RefSeq lists its product as uncharacterized. The record is from RefSeq and is a predicted model, not a curated record. The transcript is spliced from 3 exons. Lineage: Eukaryota; Fungi; Ascomycota; Sordariomycetes; Hypocreales; Nectriaceae. The coding region runs from base 1 to 339 and encodes 112 amino acids.
AUGCCUUAUGUCUGGUACCCCGAAGCCCUGGAGAGACUCGGCGCCGAAUCUUGGGAUGAAGUAAGGGCACUAGGUGAAAAGGGGCUUGCUAAGAAAGAAGCACGAGAGCAGAAAAAGAGGCAGGCAAAGGCUGCAAAAGCGCCUCUGGGAUGUAGGACGUCGGAAAGUGAGACUCCUAGCACUUCUGGUUGGAAAGCCAUAAACAUUCGUGAGAAGAAAUUGGCCCCAGGACAAACCACACUAUCAAAUGAGAAUGUCAAGAAGCGAAAGCAUAAAGACAAGGGCCAGAGUGCGGAUGCCAAGCGUCCACGGGUGGAUGGCCAGCACAAUGGUGUCUGA